This is a messenger RNA of Puccinia graminis f. sp. tritici CRL 75-36-700-3, 864 nucleotides long. RefSeq lists its product as uncharacterized. The record is from RefSeq and is a predicted model, not a curated record. Bases 1 to 864 code for a protein of 287 amino acids. The transcript has 3 exons. NCBI's taxonomy places the organism in Eukaryota, Fungi, Basidiomycota, Pucciniomycetes, Pucciniales, Pucciniaceae.
AUGGACCCAAAACUAAACGACUUGCUUCAUUGGGCCGUAGAAAACACCAACAGGCCGCAGGCCGAAAAUCAAACACGAGUGGCAAGUACUGCCGUUGCACCCGUACCGUCUUCUGACCCCAUUCCGCUCUCAAUCACCUACAACCCCCACGAAUCCAGCCAAGUUCAGGCUCCAACUGCCCCCAGCAAGAAACUAGACACCGGGGUACUCGACGCCAUACUGGGUAGGACUGAUGCCGUCAGAAUGAGAGAAGCCAUGGGCAUCUUCGAAGAUCCCAAUAAACCAAUCCAAGAGCGCUGCAAUGCUGGUGAAGAACUAGAAGACUUGAUUCAGGAUCUCGAUAACGCCAAUGAUAUGGAGGUCUUGGGAUUUUGGCCAAAGUUGAUUACCUUGUUGGAAUCGAAUCCCUCUGGAUCUGACGAGAAUGAUUUGAUCAAAUUUCACACCUGUUGGAUCUGUGGAACCGCUGUUCAGAAUAACCCAAAAUCACAAAUCGCGUUUUUAAAACGAGAUCCUCUGCCGACGAUUCUAGAGAUUUUAUGUCAUGCGUCCGAGGCCACUCAAGCCAAAGCGAUGUACUGUCUAAGCUCGACCUUGAAGCAUGCUCCCGAGGAGACGCAGGUGAUGAAGAAGUUCUCCGAAGCGCAUGGCUGGGAGGCCUUGCACGAUUGUCUGCGAGGACCGUCGAUGACACUCCGGCGCAAGACGGUGUUUUUGAUCAAUACCUUGGUGCUUGAAGAGUCUCUGGACUUGGAAGAACUUAGGUCCGCCGGUCUGCUCAACACCUUGAUCGCUUCCCUUUCCCCUUCAAGAGCAAUCCCAGCUGGGAAAGAUGGAGACCUCAGCUCGCAGGAUGAAGACUAG